Messenger RNA from Quercus lobata, 1483 nucleotides. Its product is annotated as biotin carboxyl carrier protein of acetyl-CoA carboxylase, chloroplastic. Gene Ontology annotation, biological process: fatty acid biosynthetic process. Gene Ontology annotation, cellular component: chloroplast; acetyl-CoA carboxylase complex. Gene Ontology annotation, molecular function: acetyl-CoA carboxylase activity. The coding region runs from base 200 to 1123 and encodes 307 amino acids. The transcript is spliced from 6 exons. NCBI's taxonomy places the organism in Eukaryota, Viridiplantae, Streptophyta, Magnoliopsida, Fagales, Fagaceae. The record is from RefSeq and is a predicted model, not a curated record.
AGAUGCUGAUUUGGUAUCACUCUCUUUGGAUUCAUCGACUCUGAAGUCUGAAAUGCGAGAGUCAGACCCUUAAGUCUUGUCCCAUCUGCCUUGUUCCUUAACAGUUAACAGCUCAGAUUAAACCAAUCACUCGCUCUCUCUCUCAACUCUGUUUCUUUUAUUUUUUCAAAGUGAAUCACUGACUCUCUUUCUCUGAGCAAUGGCUUCGUCUCUGACUACGGCUUCAGCCUCAGCUGUGGGCAAAGCCUCAGCCACUUUGCGUCCUCUCAGCAAUAGAUAUCACUCUCUCUCUCAUUUUUCAUUUCGUGUUUCUCCAAAACCCAAGCUCAGAAUUUUCACCAAGGGUUUACAACCUAGUCGGAAUUGUUCCACUGUGGUAAAGGCCCAAUUGAAUGAGGUAAGGUUCUUUCAAUGGUUUCCAUUAGAGGAUCUGUUUUCAAAUAUUCAUUCCUUCCUGGAUAUGCUUUUGGAAUCACCUUUUGCCUUCAAGGUUGGCGUUGGUGGAUCCUCCAAUGCUUCCUCUACUCCCCCAGCCAAGUUGGAGGCAGUGACAUCAGAAGCAAAGGAUGCUAAGCCAUCAAAUGACCAUUCUUUUGGAGCUUUGGCUAGAGAGGAAUCAAUCUCUGAGUUCAUUGCUCAAGUUUCAAGUCUUGUUAAGCUUGUUGAUUCAAGAGAUAUAGUGGAGUUGCAGUUGAAACAGCUUGACUGUGAAGUUAUAAUCCGUAAAAAGGAGGCCUUACCUCAACCACCACCUCCUGCGCCAGUUAGCAUGAUGUAUUCACAAACACCACUAACCCAAACAGUCCAUCCUGCACCUGCACCUGCCCCAGCUCCUAGAGCCCCUACUCCAUCUACUUCUCCUGCUGUCAAGUCAGCCAAGUCGUCAUUUCCACCUCUUAAAUGCCCCAUGGCAGGGACAUUCUACCGAUGUCCAGCCCCUGGUGAACCGCCAUUUGUGAAGGUUGGAGACAAGGUACAGAAGGGACAGGUAGUAGGCAUCAUUGAGGCCAUGAAAUUGAUGAAUGAGAUAGAAGCUGAUCAAUCAGGAACCAUAGUUGAGGUCCUUGUAGAAGAUGGCAAGCCUGUUAGCAUUGACAUGCCUCUUUUUGUAAUUGAACCUUAGAGCUUGGCCAUCAAGUAUGCUAAUCGAUGGACCAAACGGCAAUUAGAAAGUGGGUGCAGUUGGUAAGAUUAUGAGAUGCGGCAUUGUUUCAUUUUGGUAGAAUUUUUUGUGUGAAAUGAGAUUUGGCUAGAGUUGAGAGUGAAUUAUUGUUGAAUGAAUUAUUUAAUUUAUUUUAAAAUUUUUUACUAGAACAGAUAUUUCUCGCACCUCCAUGUUUGGAAUUAGUUGUUUGUGCAUUAUUCAAGAAGCUCUGGAUAUGACAUCUGUGAUAGGUGCUUUAACCAGUACCAGAAAUGUUUUGGAUUCAAUUAACCCCCAUCCCCCAUUUUACUUUUUACAUGUUUAAAGGGGACUUGUUCA